This is a messenger RNA of Sitophilus oryzae (rice weevil), 5976 nucleotides long. Its product is annotated as serine/threonine-protein kinase SIK3-like. The transcript is spliced from 21 exons. The coding region runs from base 96 to 4112 and encodes 1338 amino acids. Gene Ontology annotation, cellular component: cytoplasm. Gene Ontology annotation, biological process: intracellular signal transduction; microtubule cytoskeleton organization; protein phosphorylation. Gene Ontology annotation, molecular function: tau-protein kinase activity; ATP binding; protein serine/threonine kinase activity. The record is from RefSeq and is a predicted model, not a curated record. Lineage: Eukaryota; Metazoa; Arthropoda; Insecta; Coleoptera; Curculionidae.
UGAUAUCUACAUGUGAAAAAGCGUACUAAUCAGACGAAAGAAUUUUAGUGGCCAGUGAAAUUUUACAUGGUGUCCGCGUCGAUAACAUCAAAAAAAUGUCCGCAAAAUCGUCUCCGGUCGAAAAACUUUUACGAGUGGGCUAUUACGAGCUGGACAAGACCAUCGGCAAAGGCAAUUUCGCCAUAGUUAAACUGGCUACACACAUCGUCACCCGAACGAAGGUGGCAAUCAAAAUAAUAGAUAAGACUGUCCUAGAUGAAGAAAACUUAACUAAGAUAUUCCGUGAGACUGCUAUUUUAAAGAAACUUCGACACCCCCACGUAACCAGGCUGUACCAGCUGAUGGAGACCAAACAAACGAUAUAUCUGGUGACAGAAUAUGCCAGUAAUGGCGAAAUAUUCGAUCACUUGGUGGCCAAAGGACGAAUGUCCGAGCCCGAAGCCAAGAGGAUAUUCAACCAGAUCGUGUCAGCUGUCAGCUACUGUCACACGCAGGGUGUGGUACAUAGAGAUUUGAAGGCUGAAAACUUGCUGUUAGAUCAUAAUUCAAAUAUAAAAUUGGCCGAUUUUGGGUUCAGCAACCAAUUCACAGAGGGCAACUUGCUCGCAACGUUUUGUGGCUCGCCUCCUUAUGCCGCCCCUGAAUUGUUUCUGGGUCUAAAAUACGAUGGACCAAAGGCCGAUAUAUGGAGUUUGGGAGUGGUUGUAUACGUUUUAGUAUGCGGUUCACUGCCCUUUGAUGGGCCAACUUUACAAGCACUGAGAAAUGUUGUCAUUGAGGGCAGAUUUAGGAUACCAUAUUUCAUGUCACAAGAAUGUGAGCAUUUAAUUCGACAUAUGUUAGUGGUUGAUCCAGAGAAAAGACUUACCUUAUCCCAAAUUGUCAAACACAAAUGGUUAAGUGACGCAGAUCCGCCUUUGCAACUUGACGAUGAAGAGGAUCAGAGAUUAAACAACACGGUCAUAGAACAUAUGUUACAAUUACCUGGUUUGGAUAGAGCCGCCAUAGCUCGGUCUUUAGAGAUCAAUUCCUUUGACCACAUCUACGCCAUCUAUCACUUACUGUUGGACAAAUUGAAACGAAAAACUCUGGACUUUCAGAGCAAAGUGGCCAGACAGAGAAGGAAAGCCACAGAAGCUGCAGAACAUAAGACGUCUGAGCAUCCAGAUUCAUACCUACAUACCAGACAUUCCAGUAUCAACGAACGUAGCGAAUCUUACAAUGAUCAACUGUCUUCAGAGCUUACUACGAGUCCUUCUAUGACGCCUGUGUCGACGGAAGAUAGGUUAGAAUUUCCGCAGGAUCAAUCAGCCCAACCCAAUUGGAGGCGAGAAAGCUUCAACGAGUCGUACCUUCGCAACGAACAGGCGUGUUACAACUGGCGACGGGAAAGUUUCAAUGAAAAUUACCUUAGAGGCGAUUACGGUGCUGGGGGAGGAGGCGGAGAAGGUAGUACUCCGACUGGGACGACACCUGACGCAGAACGAAGACAAUCCCUCCAAGAGGGUGAAGAUGCCGGGUCACCUUUCGUUUCCAUGCCGGCUAUUCCAGCUGUUUAUCUCGCUGCUGAUGGAGAAGGACAACCUUUGGAGAAGUUUGGAGAAAUGGAUCUGGACCAAAGUGAAGAUCAAAGUUGUUCUCUGGCUGUUCCUUCCUCAUCAACCGGCUAUAAUAGUUUUUCAUCAUCUGGAGAUCGAUAUUUGACAGUUAGAAGACAUACUGUCGGACCUGGCGAUUCAGCUCAUGAACAAGUUCUGGAAAAACACUACAUGGGGCAAAUGCCUCCCCAGAAUUCAGCCAAUGGCACUAAAAUUCUUCCCAGCACCAAUCUACAUUUACCAGUCUUUGGUCAGCAAAAUCCUCAUUGUUUUGGUGGAAAAGAUCCUCAUUUACUCAAACCGCCCACUGUUUUAAGUGCAGCUGGUGGUUUUGGUAGAAGAGCUUCAGAUGGUGGUGCUAACUUGCAUAUGGCUUGGGGUGCUCCAGGAUCGCAUGAACAGUUAUCAAUGAUGUCCACUAGUUCUAGUGGCAAUCCGAGUAGUCUAAGUAGCGGCACCGGAAUUCAACCUUUAGACCAUGCCCAACAGUUUGAUGAAUUAGCGGCUGCAAGGUAUUUACAAGGACGUGGCAACACGAAACGUCAUACGAUGGCCAAUCCUGAAGAUGUCCAUUCGUUGCAGUCGACGUCAACAUCUGGCGGCAGAACUAGAAGGACCGGUUUACUAACGGUUAUGGAGCGACCACCAGUAAUACCACCCGAAAUCGUCAUGGAGGUGGAAGCUCGCAUGAAACGAAACUAUAUGCCAUCCAUUUUACCGCAGCGAAAGCACAGCAGACACGUUAAACCGCAGUUGCCAACUGUUCAAGAACUGGGUAGAGAACAAAAAUCUGCAGAGCGAUUCUCACCCGUUAGAAGGGGUAGCGAAGGUUCAGCAAGUGGUUCAAGAACACUAAGUCCUUCAACACCACAGCAAGAAUGUCAGAGACUGCAGAGAGGAUUGCAAAAUAGAUCAAGUCCACCCAGAUCAAUACCAGGUUCUCCGAUACAUCAAAUCGUAUCGGACCAAGCGCUCAGACACCAACUUUCCUCAGAGGGCGCUUCUCCGAUUCAUCAGUUUUAUUCCUCGCCGUCUCCCGACCAUCAAGACUACAAAUUUACGGCCAUCAGGGAUCCGACGUUGGGCCUCCCUCCCGAGAACUACGUACCUGGAGCUCUGGGAGGCUACGACAGGAGUCCGCUGCAUGCCCCGGGUGCCUCGCCUUACGGCGCAGCCACGGGACAGCCUUUUGGACAGGUUCCCGGAUUGGCAAUGUUCUCCACCGCAUCUCCUUCCAUUUUGAAUCCUCUUCUCAGUCCUAGUGCCUCGCCGGUAUUUGGUGGUUAUUCGACUCCGACAGGUGGCGCCAGUAGUAUAUCGUCAAUUACGCAAGGUAUAAGUGGCCUAAAUACAACGGGUGGUGGUUCAAUAACCCAAGGCACUCCCUUACAAAUGGGGGUACAAUUAGACGACAACAAAAUGGACACGUCACCGCUGUCUAUGCCGCAGUACAUUUCAGGCGGUCAACCAUUCCUACAUCAGGUGCCCCAUCAUAUGCACGUAUUAAAUGUACACAGCCACAGGAGUUUGACCAAUUCUCCCAUAAGCAAUCCAGGUAGCCCGGGCUUAGAUAUGAUCCAGGAAGAGGCUGCCCAGCAAGUGACUUCUUUCCAGUCCAAAAGUGAAGUCCAAAGUCAUCCUCAGAUAUCCGUUACUGAUGUAUUAGGAAGCGAAGUGACCUUGGUGGCUGGAUCGGACACUUCCGAGGACUCCAUGGACAGCCUGGAGAACCAGAAAGUCUCGAAAAUUCCCUCCUUCAUCAUUUCCGAGCCGUCGGAGAACACGCCGAGCAUAACGCGAGGCAUCGGCAGGAAAACCAGCCAAGAGAACAAUGAGCAAAAAGCGGCUACCAGUAACGAGGCGGUCGACUCCUGCUCGCAUCAGCAGCAACAGCAACAUUCCGAUGAUUUUUUUCUGAGGCGCAACUCGGACAAGAGCUCCUGCUACUCGGACGAUUCGCUGUCCAACGACAGCCUGAGCAUCGGCAACCAGAGCCCCAGCAGCAGUUCCAAUACGCAGUCCAGCCACGCCUUCGAAAGUGAUAUUAGGAGUAGGGCCAUCGAUACGAUGCAACUGAAUAGAGAGUUAAGCAAUGCCGGACGCCAAGCCGAAAACUUCCAAAUAUUCCAAAACCUGAAACUGAAUCUGCCCGAAUCGACCAGAUCGUCCCCCCUAACCACCGACUGUCCCACGCUGCACCACACGAACCUCCACAAAAACUCCGGCUCGUUCGAGUUCGAACUGAGCGACGUCUGUUCCAAGCUGCAGUCCGUCGACAUCCUGGAAAUGGUGAAGAAAACCAUCCGAGAUCAGUUCCCGCCCAAGCAGCUGGUCAGCUCGGAGGAGGUGAGCGACCGACUGAACCUGGAGUACGAGGGCGGCAUCCAGAUCGAGCUGAAGAUCGUGGACAAGCCGCGCGAUUCCAAGGGGCUCAAGAUGAGGCGGAUAUCCGGCGACCACCUGGUCUACCACCAGGUGUGCCAGCAAUUGAUCUCUUGCAUGACCGUUUCCUAGCAUUUUAAGGAUCUGUUCUAGUUCCGGUAUGUGAAAGAUGUAGGGCACGUUUUAGGGCUUACUGAAUAUACCUGACGACGGCACUGAACGAGGUAGCUCUCAGAUAACUUGUUUGCGCAAGCCAUUUUGUAUUCGGUUAUGUUUACUUUCGUUUACAUAUUUAUUUAUUUAUUUAGCUACAGUUUCACAUUAAUAUCAUUAUAAUAUAUAUAAUAUUAGACACUUAUUUUAGUGAAAUAAAUGGAUCUUUUUUCUGGCAUUGUCUGGCCAAAUCUUCCCUGAGUCCUAAAACAGAGUAUAACACUGAGUUAAAAAUCAAGAUGAGACAGAUUUUAUUCAAGCCAAAUUUUUGAACUGCACAAACUAAUGAUUUCUGUUUACAUUUUACGAUUUACUGGUACAAUUUGGCUUGCACAAGCCAAAUUGCGCAAAUUAUCUGAGAGUAUAAACCCCCACUGUAUGUCCCUAGAUAAAGUUAAACUAAAUGAAUAAACCUUUAUAAUUUCUCUAAUAAGAAAAAUCUCUUAUACAAGGUGUGCCAAAACGUCGUAAUAAAAUUAAAGGAUAUUCUUUUUAUUAGAUCCUAUAAUUUUUUUAUUGUCAACUUUGAUUCUGUGGGUAAGACAUGGGUAUUUUUCUACAACUAAAAUUUAUAAUGUUAAUUUGUGUUUUAAAAUAAUACUGCUAGACACAGCUACAAUCAAUUAGCAAUGCUAAAAUAUAUUUGACAUUUUUUUUAAAAAUGACAUGUAUACACAAUAAAAAGACAGAUGACCGAUCCAGUUAGUGUUAAAGACAGAGGCGGUCAAUUUUAUGGCACACCCUGUACUAUAAAUAUAGUGUAUGAUUGAUAAAAAUACGGCGUCAAGUUACUGUAGAAAUUUUUCAGUUUUACACAUUAAAUAUCUAAGCGUCGUUCCUAAGGUAACUCGACGUCGUUUUUUUUUCGAUUACACCAUAUAUCGUCGCUCCGGAAGAACAACAACGCAAUUUCACAGGAGGGGAAAAAUAUAUUUGAAAAUUAAAAAUGGUCAUAAAACUGUAAAAGUACAAUAUGAUCGAAAAAAAAGGCGUCGGCGAUGGCUAUGAAAUGAAGAUCGGUGUCAUUUUAUAUGUAAAAUUAUAUAGGGAAUAUCAUCAAUCUUCAUUUCCAAGCCAUUUUUAAUUUUCAAAUAUAGUGUCAUUUUGCCUCUUCUGCAAAACUGCGGCGUAAACAGCGAUAAUAUGUCUAAUGGUGUCUGAAUUACUUUCUGUUAUAUUACUAGGAAAUAUAAAUAUACAAGGUGUUAAAAAAUUAAAGAGGCAAAAUUGUAUAAGCUAUACUAUAAUUUUAGGUAUAAGUAGGUAAAAUUUAUAAUUUUAUUUAAAUAUUCUAUAAAAUGAAGUUCUGAUAAUCUAAAAUAUUUUUAAUAAUAAUUAAUAUAAUUUAGUUUUUUAAUACCUUAUGAAUCUGAUAUAGUUUUCUUAUAGUAAACUGUAAAUUCUUUUCUUUUUGUUAGAAACUUUAUCUAUGGACGCACUAGACUGUACAUUUUAAAAUAAUUUUCUCAACACUAAACACUAUUUAAAAAAUCUAAUACACUUUCCAAGAAAGGAAUAAUAUUAGAUUCGUAUGUGGCUGAGAGUUAAUAAAUACCUAUAAUUAAGAAAAGAUUAGUUUUCAAAGGUAUAUUUUUUGGUGGCACUAAAAUUUUCCUAUAUUUUCUAAUCUUCGUUGUGAUCCGCCCUUUAAAAGGGCACUGUAUAUAUUAUUUUAUCAUGUGAUAGCGAGUGAAGUUAGGACGUAACUUCAUUUUUUUUCAUGUAAAUAAAUCUAGCAAAUAAGAUAAGCUAAAUCAAUUAAUAAUAAACCAUUAUGAACUAU